AUGUCAUCGAAUUCAACGGUCAUUUCAAACACAGCUUCAAAGUUGGAGCCACAGUUGACGAGAUGCGAUGAGACGAAUACGAGUGCUAUUAGACGUCUUGGACAUGCAAUCGAACAAAAAUUAAUCAAAGGGUUCACGCCAGCUUAUUUUGUGACCAUCAUGGGUACUGGGGUGUCGAGUGGUAUCUUGUACAAUUUCCCUUACCCUGCGAGAUGGCUCGAGAUUUGUGGGUACAUAAUGUUUGGCAUCGCAGUGAUGUUUUUUAUUCUGUCGGUUAUAUGUUUUGUGGUGUCGAUGUUACGGUAUCCAGAGAAGUUCAAAGCUUAUCACAGUGAUCCGGCCGUUGCUCCGUACAUGGGGUGUUUGCCCAUGGGUUACAAUACGUUGGUAAAUUUUCUAUAUUACAUCACGGGAACGGGAUGGAUCAUUGGAAUCUGGGUCUUGUGGUGGAUCUCAGUGAUUCUAUCGUUGUACACGGCAUGCGUGGUGUUCUACUGUGCAUUUCUCGCCAAACGAAAAUCGGGUGCCAAUUACUUAGAUCCAAAAGAAUUGCAUGCCACCUUGUUGUUGCCCAUCGUCACCCUUACGGUCGCUGCGCUGUCCGGUAACACAUUUGCUUUAGACUUGCCGUCAGUCGACUUGCAAGUCACCACAAUGAUUGUGAGUUACAUCUUGUGGUCCAACGCCAUCUCAUUGGCCGUCAUUAUCAUAUCCGUAUAUUAUUGGAAGUUGUUUGUAUAUAAAAUACCUCCUACAAAGCUUGUAUUCACAAGCUUUUUGCCCAUCGGUGUUCUCGGCCAGGGUGCAUUCUGCAUUAUGUUAUUUGGCAAUAACGUGUAUAACUUAAUUGUCGAACACCAUAGCACGAUUUUAUCGUCUCAUUAUUUACAUUUCCCAGGGGAUCUUGAUUUUUCUUCCGUUAACUCAUUAGCGGUUGGAAUUUCGGUUGGCCAAGUAGUGUUGAUUGUAUCAGCGAUGAUGUGUUUGUUUCUCAUCUCCUUUGGAUACUUCAGCACAUAUAUCGCUGCCGUAUCGUGUAUUUCAAAAACACUGCCCUUCACCAAGAACUACAAUAUGGAUUGCGCCUACAAUCCAUCGAACCUGAAUUCUUUCAAAAAAUUACUUACAGGGUUUAUUGCAUUCAACAGAACCUAUUGGGCAAUGACUUUCCCUCUAGGCACCAUGGUUCUAUCAAAUAAUGAAUUAUCAAAGUCUUUCGGUGGUUUAAGAGCUUUCCGAGUCAUGGCCACCUUAUAUGCUGUGGCAUUGUUAAUUAUAACAAUUGGUUGUAUUUGUGGAGUACUUUAUAAGAUUGUAUGUUUUGCAAAAUAUACCCUCUACGGUACAUGCUACGAAAAAAUCUAA
This is a messenger RNA of Debaryomyces fabryi, 1365 nucleotides long. It is a transcript of the gene SSU1, whose product is annotated as Ssu1p. The transcript has a single exon. Gene Ontology annotation, cellular component: plasma membrane. Gene Ontology annotation, molecular function: sulfite transmembrane transporter activity. Bases 1 to 1365 code for a protein of 454 amino acids. Gene Ontology annotation, biological process: transmembrane transport; sulfite transmembrane transport. The record is from RefSeq and is a predicted model, not a curated record. Lineage: Eukaryota; Fungi; Ascomycota; Pichiomycetes; Serinales; Debaryomycetaceae.